Messenger RNA from Nannochloropsis gaditana CCMP526, 780 nucleotides. RefSeq lists its product as uncharacterized. Gene Ontology annotation, biological process: retrograde vesicle-mediated transport, Golgi to endoplasmic reticulum. Gene Ontology annotation, cellular component: membrane; Golgi apparatus. The transcript is spliced from 3 exons. The annotation marks the transcript as partial. The record is from RefSeq and is a predicted model, not a curated record.
AUGGCCUCAAGUGCCCCGCCCUCUGGCGGCACGGCCCCCUCUCCCAUCGCCUCUGUGAAGGAAUGGUACCACAAUUGGUGCGCCUCCACACCCUUCAUCACACGCAGCACUCUUCAUCUCCUCCUUGCCCUCUAUGCACUCUCAUGGGUCGUGGAUCUGACGGCAUACCUGGCCAACAUCCCGUACAUGAGCAUCUACAAGCUGCAGCUCUGGCGGCCUUUCCUCUCUCCCUUUUACACCGAGGGCUUGCUCUCUGUGUUGUUUCUCUGCUUGUCCCUGGGAGGGAUGGCCACCACGCUCGAGCAGGCCAAGGGCAGUACCUCUUUCCUGUGUCUGAUGGCGGCCAUCUCCUUCCUCACAAACUUCCUCUUCCUCCUGAUCUGUCUCCUCCUCUCCGUGCUUCAGCCCUCAGCGCUUUACCUCUCGGCAGGAUCUUUCUGGAUCGUCGUUCUUGGCCUUCUGACAGUCGACUGCCUCGCCUCCAACCUCCCUACCCGGCAGCUCUUCGGCCUGCCCUGUCAGAUCCCCUCCCUCUACUUCCCCCUCCUCCUCUUCCUUCUGUUCUCCCUCUUCGCGGGCCCCCGCCUCGACCUGGGUCUCGCCGUGGGAGUAGGCUACCUGGUAGGAUGGGGCUACCUGGACGUGUUGCUUCCUCCCCUUGCCUGUCUGACCCGAUGGGAAGAGGGGCGAAUUGGCUCGUGGCUGGGGUCGAGGACGGGGUUUGUGUCUGCGGCAGCAGCGAGGGGGGCGGAGGCGUGGUUGCCAACAGUGGUGGGCGAG